AUGUCGCCGGCCACGAAAAUCGCAGUCCUCGACGACUACCAGGGGUUCUCAGAGCACAAGUUCAAGGCUCUAGGUCCUGCCAAGUACGAGGUCACCUUCAUCAAGGACACGCUGCGGCCGUACAGCCACGCGGAGACGUCACAAGACGUCAGAGACAAACUCGUCGCGCGGCUCGAGCCCUUCGCCAUCAUUUCCACCAUGCGGGAGCGCACCCCGUUCCCCCGAGACCUGAUUGCCCGGCUGCCGAACCUCAAGCUGCUGCUCACGACGGGCAACCGCAACCUGGCGCUCGACCUUGACGCCUUCAAGGAGCGCCAGAUCCCGGUCGCUGGCGCUGUGGACAAGGCGCACGCAGGGUCGGUCGGGUCUGUCAGCACCACCGAGCAUUGUGUAGCUAUGAUCCUGGCAGCGGCGCGAAACAUUGCCCGGGAUGACCAUGCUGUCAAGUCUGGGGGCUGGCAGACCGCCGCGGCCGUCAGCCUGCGGGGCAAGACGUUCGGCACCGUCGGACUCGGGCGGCUGGGCGUCGCCGUGGCCAAGAUCAUGCAUCUCGCGUUUGGUAUGCGUGUGGUCGCGUGGAGCCCGAACCUGACGCAGGAGGCGGCUGACGAGAGGGCACGGGCUGCCGGGUUUGCGGCCGACGGCGAGGGCGGCAAGACGUUCAGGGCGGUCGGCAAGGAGGAGCUGUUCCGGACCGCCGACAUCCUCAGCGUCCACGUCGUCUUGUCGGAGCGCUCGCGGGGCGGCAUCUCGGCUGCGGAUCUGUCGCUUAUGAAGCCUACCUCGAUUUUCGUCAACACGUCGCGGGGGCCGCUGGUGGUCGAGGAGGACCUGCUGGGCGUGUUGGAGAGGGGUCAGAUUCGGGCGGCGGCGCUGGACGUGUUCGAGCUGGAGCCGCUGCCGCUGGAGAGCAAGUGGCGGACGACGAAGUGGGGGGAGGACGGACGAAGCAGCGUGCUCCUGACGCCGCACAUGGGGUACGUCGAGGAGUCGACGCUGGAGGGGUGGUACGAGCAGCAGGUUGAGAACAUCCAGCGCUGGGAGAGGGGCGAGCCGCUGGUUCAGAGCCUGUACUGA
This is a messenger RNA of Lasiosphaeria miniovina, 1077 nucleotides long. RefSeq lists its product as uncharacterized. Bases 1 to 1077 code for a protein of 358 amino acids. The record is from RefSeq and is a predicted model, not a curated record. The transcript has 2 exons. Gene Ontology annotation, molecular function: oxidoreductase activity, acting on the CH-OH group of donors, NAD or NADP as acceptor; NAD binding. Lineage: Eukaryota; Fungi; Ascomycota; Sordariomycetes; Sordariales; Lasiosphaeriaceae.